Molecule: messenger RNA, 2757 nt
Organism: Effrenium voratum
Lineage: Eukaryota; Dinophyceae; Suessiales; Symbiodiniaceae
Source: the annotation of a GenBank genome assembly
AUGGCUGCGGGCGCUGUCAGGCGCUUCGGGCUGCUGUUCUGCGCAGCGGCCGUCUGCCUCUUAUGGCAGUGGCAGUUGCUCGCAGCGCCUGCUGCGACGCUGACAGUGCCACUGGAAUGCGAGUUCGACGCGGCAAUCCUGAGCAAUGGCCAUAUGUUCACCAAGCAAGCUGACGUUUUGCGAUCACACCCAUGGAAGACAAAUGGAAGCGUCGCCGUGUUCUGGCAUAUAGGGCCCGGGCUCCACGCAGCGCAAGUCGUUUGGGAGCAGUUCCACCUUUUGCAGCAGACUUUGUGGAGGCUGCGCCGCGUGGUGCAGAGCGAGCCCAAAGUCUACGCGGCUUUGCAGGAGGCAGGUUGGGCCUCCCGCACAAGCUUCUGGCUGGCACGGCGCUUUUCGGAGAUGCCCAACUCCUUUGUGGAACUUGGGCCGGCCUUGGGGCAAGUGAACGCUCCUGCCUAUGAGAGCGGCACGCAAGAGCACUUGUGGAGGUAUUGCCAAGGUGAACAGUCGGAUCUUGUGCUUUACCUGCAUACCAAGAGCGCGCCAGUGUGGCGGCGCAUCAUGCAGCACUUCCUGCUGACUCGCGCUGAGGAUGUGCUCUGCAACCUGGACCAUGGCUGGGACACAGCGGGCCCGCUCUUCCAGAAUCACGUGGGCUGGCCCCACUACCGUGGGAAUUUCUUCGGGGCGCGCUGCGAGCAUGUGAGAAAGCUGCCCAUGCCGGUCAUGGAGCCUCCUUCGGACAGCAACAUCCCGGGCUAUGUUCAUGGCACCGGCCGCUUCGCGGCAGAGGCUUGGCUGCUGCGCACUGCGCCAGAAGCGAGUAGACCCAGCUACGUGCGGAAUUGCUUUGGGGUGCCGGCCAACAGGACCGGCAUGCCCCUGGCAAAGUGUGAGCACUUGGAAGUGGACACGGGGAGCCUUGCCAUGAAGAAGGAGAUGAACUGGGUUCAGCUCUUGACGGACCAGCGCGUGAGUUGCAGGGCCGCUCUGCCUGCGCUGUGGCCGUUGGAGUCCGGAGUCUCCUGCGUCGGGAGUCCGGCGCUCCACUUCCACGUGGAGUACGCCUUGAAGCGGGUGGUCGGUGAGGUUGCCCUGCUUCUUGGCCUUUUCCAGGACCGCAAGAGGUCAAGAGAGGCGAGCAGUGAGGAGCCUCUCAGACGCAAGAAGGACAAGAAGGACAAGUCCAAGAAGGAGAAGAAGGAGGCUAAGGCUGUCAAGAGUGGCAAGGAGCGGGGAGUCUCGGAGAAGAGGCUGGCAGUAAAGGAGGAGUACACCAGCGUCUCCCCCGACCCGGAGGCGGUUUCUUCUUCCUGGCGGCCUAGCCUCUCCAGAGGGGAGAGGAUUUCGGAGACCUUCCAGAAGAAAGACCUGAGCUACAUGCCCCUGAGGAUCCGGAAGAGGCUGGCAGGGUAUUACCUGGGCAGAGAUGUGGAGAUCGUCUUGAAGGCCGAGGCAAAGAUAGAGGACGAGCUGGGCCGGUGGUUGAAGGUGCAGCUGUGUGGCACUCCCGACGCAGGCCUCAGGGAGUGGGGUCUCAAGAGCCGGAGCUUAUUUAUAUCUUUGAGGAUGAUACCGCAAGACCAACACCUGCGGGACGAAGAGCUCUUUUACACGACCCAGGUGAAGGAGGUGGACCCGGAGUUGGAAUGGAAGAGCAAUUGCCUCCCCGAGCCGAGUGGCCCCCAUCAGAGUUUGGGGGAACUGGGAGGCGUGGCGGAAUUGGCAGAGGAGAUGGGUUUUGGCUCUCCAGUGCGAGGGCGCCGAGCGGGACGUGCCCAGGAGACGGAGGGCACAGCUUUGCCUCCCGCUGCUCCCAGGAAUUUCCCCGUGGACGGGAGAGAGUUGUCUUACUCUCCGCAGAGAGCAGACGAAGGCGAGAAAGAAAAAGGCAGAGAAGCCAAGAAGAAGAAGAAGAAGAAGAAGGCCAAGGACAAGGUACGCGUGCUGGAGAUGCUGAAGCAAAGCAGGUGGUCGUGGCGAGGAUCGAGCCUCGAUCCGGAGUUCAAGAGGCCGAAGAUAAAGCUGAGGAGAGGAAAAGGAGACAGCGACUCCAGCAGCAGCAGCAGUCAUUCGGGCGGUCCCAAAUCCAAGGUGCUGGAUUCGGACGAGGAGCUCCUCUUCCCAGAGGAGAGCCAGGCCAAAUAUGUGGCCAGGCGAUGUCCCGGGCUGCUAGCCAAGAUGGGGCUCCAGCGGUGCAGGAAGACCCUGUGCGAUGGGAUGGGUCUUUCGCUUGCCAGCAGGGAGCCGGGGCCCGCCAUGGUUCAGUACUUCCGCCAGACUCUCUCGCGUCUGAACCCGUCGCGCCCAUUGGCAAGAGAGGCUUUGUCGCUCUGCGCGGUCAUGGACCAGCUCUUCGAGGGGGAGGUCGUCCGAGCGCUGGAUGUCAGCAUGCAACGCCUGAAAUACCUCGAAGCCAUCAUGCGAGGGAGACGCCCGGAGGUGGCGUCAAGGAUGGAGUUGAUCCCGGAGAUCCUCAACAGCGUCGCCACAGACGAGGAGCUCCGGACGGCUGCAAAGGAGCAGAAGCAGGACGAGCGUUUGCAGGCCUCCGCGGGGAGGCGCCCCUGGACAGGGGGCAGCGGGUCAGCAAGUGGAGUUCAUCAAGACCAAGGAGAUCAAGGCGCCCCCUGGCAAGGAAAAGGGGGCGAUCACGCCAACAAGAGUUACCCGAGCAAAGGCGGGAAGCCGAAGGGCAAGGAGAAGGGCUCCAAACAGUCGGAGGUGGUGAAGCCCAAGCCCGCGGACGCCUGA